AUGGAUUCUUCCGAGUCGGACACAGCCCUCUCGUCGACUGAACCCAGCUCAUUAAAUGGAUCAACCCGCGACGCACUCGGGGAUAGACCGACCGAUGCGGGACCAGGAGCAGAAAUCGGGACUCUGACGUUGAAAGAAGAUGUCGCUGGCGGUUUGGGCAGGCAUCUUGGCAUUGUCUCGACAACAUUUCUCAUUAUCGGAAGAAUGGUUGGUACUGGAAUAUUUUCGACCCCAUCGUCGAUUACCAACAGUGUUGGCAGCGUCGGCGCUGCUUUGCUGCUCUGGGUCUUCGGACUAGCCAUCUCCUUUGCUGGGUUGUUUGUUUGGCUCGAACUGGGUUGCAUGUUCCCUCGCAGUGGAGGGGAAAAGGUUUAUCUGGAAGCCACUUAUCGGCGGCCUAAACUUUUAGUGACUGUUGUUUUCUCCGUACAAGCAAUUCUUCUUGGCUUCACUGCUACGGCAUGCAUCGUCUUUGCAACCAAUAUUCUGCUUGCGGCGGACCGCGUAGCCACAGAAUGGGAGGCGCGCGGUAUCGCCAUUGUUGUCAUGACUGUCAUUACACUUUUGCACAUAUUCACGCCAAAGGCUAGCGUGCGAAUCAUGAACGCCAUCGGAAGCGUCAAGAUUUUCGUUCUCUUAUUCAUUGUUGCAACGGGAUGGGUGGUUUUGAGUGGCAAAGCACCCAAUGUCCCCAAUCCUGGAGCCAGCUUUCACCACCCAUUUGAAGGUUCUGUUACAUCCAGUAAUCCUUAUGCGACUGCAUUGUUCAAAGUCUUGAAUUCUUUUGCUGGGUGGUCCAAUGCAGCCUAUGUCCUCAAUGAAGUCAAACGGCCGGUCCGUACCCUCAAAAUCGCUGGUCCUCUUGCCCUCGCCACCUGCGGCCUUCUUUAUAUACUCGCAAACGUAUCGUACUUUUCUGUCGGCACGCCACAAGAGAUUGCCCAUAGCGGCAUUACCGUUGCUUCAUUCUUUGUCGGCCGCGUCUUUGGCGCCACUGCCGAGCGCAUACUCAGCGUCUUCGUCGCCAUAUCUGCUUUUGGCAACGUCAUGACUGUAACUUUUACCCGGGCGCGUCUCAACCAGGAACUCGCCAAAGAGGGUGUCGUUCCUUUUCCCCGCUUCUGGGCAUCCACCUGGCCCGUUGGAUCUCCCUCUGCCGGCUUGCUUUUACACUGGAUCCCCUCGUUUGUUGUUAUCGCCGCUAUUCCCUUUGGCGACGCAUACAAUUUCAUCAUUGACCUCGAAGGAUAUCCCGGCUCCAUCCUCAGCUUCUUCGUCGUUCUCGCAGUCUUUCUCCUCCGCUUCGACCCAGAGACGAAACACCUCCCUCGCCCUUUUCGCGUUCCCCUUCCAAUUGCCGGAUUUUUUAUGGUCGGCCAGACUUUUCUCCUCGUCGCGCCCUUCCUCAGACCACCAGGCGGCAAAGGCGACACUUCGUUGCCCUAUUGGCUCUACGCCGUCGUCGGCACCGGCAUCCUCUUCUCAGGUGUUGUCUAUUGGGUCGUCUGGAUGAAAAUCCUGCCCUACUUGGGCAAGUACGAAUUGCAAGAAACCAAGACUCACCUGCGGGAUGGAACUGUCGUUACGGUCUUUGAGAAGGCCAAGUACAAUCUUGCUCUAUAA
This is a messenger RNA of Xylona heveae TC161, 1623 nucleotides long. Its product is annotated as high affinity methionine permease. Bases 1 to 1623 code for a protein of 540 amino acids. Gene Ontology annotation, biological process: amino acid transmembrane transport. The record is from RefSeq and is a predicted model, not a curated record. The transcript is spliced from 5 exons. Gene Ontology annotation, molecular function: L-amino acid transmembrane transporter activity. NCBI's taxonomy places the organism in Eukaryota, Fungi, Ascomycota, Xylonomycetes, Xylonales, Xylonaceae. Gene Ontology annotation, cellular component: membrane.